Messenger RNA from Xenia sp. Carnegie-2017, 2682 nucleotides. RefSeq lists its product as uncharacterized. NCBI's taxonomy places the organism in Eukaryota, Metazoa, Cnidaria, Anthozoa, Malacalcyonacea, Xeniidae. Bases 164 to 2296 code for a protein of 710 amino acids. The record is from RefSeq and is a predicted model, not a curated record. The transcript is spliced from 8 exons.
AUGGUGGCAACGUGUACACGUUGUUCAAACAUAUUUUUUCAUUCAUUAUUAAUACACGUCGGAAAAUAAUGGCGGACGGCGAUUUUCAAAUAUGAUUUUAAUCGACAGACUAAGCGUUUACGUUAACGAGUUUCGUACAUAAGCGUUCGCAGUGUUAGAUACAAUGGUUGAAUCAAGACUUUUUGCGUUUCUUGUGGUUCAGGCCAUUGCAGUUGUGGCGAAUAGAGAAUUGAAAGUGAAGACAGAACAUCCACGGAAUGGACAGAAAAGAAUCGAUGUACAUGCGAGCAAAUGGAGAGAAGCUCAGAACGCCAUAAACAGUCUCAUCGACGAAAGUAUAUCAAACGAAGUGGCAAAAGCCAAAAUGGAAGUGAAGGCUUUGUUGGACAAAAAUAUAGCACAGCACCUGCACGAGGCAAGCAGAAAAUUGCUGAACGGAAAAACGUCGGCAAAUUUUGAAACAAAGCCAACGAAAGACACGUAUUGGGUUCUGGAUAACGCCUAUCACGAUGCAACUUCUGGAUCAGAUAGAUGUCAAGACCAGUUAGAUAAUUGCGCUGCAUUGGCUACAUCGGGAGUCUGUGGCACGUCCAGAGAGGCAAUGAAGAAAUUUUGUGCACGAACUUGUGACCUAUGCGAAGAUGUGGAAGAAAGUUUUCCACCGCCUUCACCGACGAAUGAAAACACAAAAAGCGACCGUACUUGGACGAUAAUAGGCACAGAUGGGAAGAGAUUUAAGACGAACUUCAAAAAUAGCGAGAGCGGCAUGAGAAAAGCGUCUAUCACUUCAACCCAAGUUGAACGUCUCUUGGAAUACGUCAAACAGAACGCACCGCAUUUGAAACUCGUGAAAAUUAAACCAGGAGUGCUAAAGCUUGUUAGGUUGUCGACAGAGCAACAGACCCACAAAAUAACAUUGAAAAAUGACGAAGCUAAGUCGACAAAAGCCGCGAAAGACCUGAAAAACAAGGUCGAACUAAAAAGUGAUCGCCUUCCCCAAGGUGAUUACUGGACGAUCAAAGAUCACGACAAGAAAGUGAAUGACGAGAAAAAGCGGAAAACAACUAAAGGACAUAUGAUUCACUUCGAUCUUACAAGCAUUAGCAGAGACGACAAGAAAGACUCGAAAAUAAAGGAUGGUCCACUGCAUUCCUUUGGUCAUAAAGAUUUACCAAAGAACCAACAAUCCGACGAAUACCUGAAACAUAUCUGUCAUCCGCUGUGUAAGAAAACGUGCAUCUCAUCGUGUGCUCCGGGUUGCUGUGCGGGAGAACAUCACGACUUUCCCUUGUACCACAGAAAGUCCACACACUGCCAUCCGCUUUGUAGAAAACACUGUAUUCCAUCUUGUCCACUUACUUGCUGUACAGAGACCAAAAAAGUUUCAAAAAAAUGGAAGCAUCGACACGUUCACCAUCCGGUAAAUCCAUCUUGUCACGUGACGUGUAAAAGGAAUUGUGUUCCCUCGUGUCCAAAAGCCUGUUGCGUUCACCAAGGGCCAUAUGGAAAAAGUCAUAGCAGCCUGAGAAAGAGCCAAGACUAUAUAAGACCAGCUACGCGAAAGUCGCAUUGUCAUCCGCUGUGCAAGAAGACCUGUCUCUCAUCCUGUCCUCUUAGUUGUUGUAGCAAAAGAGAGCGAAUAAAAGAGCAGUGUCAUCCACUUUGCCGCAAGACAUGCUUGCCGUCGUGCCCCGCUGAAUGUUGCUCGGAUAAAAGCAUGAAGCACAAACUUAUUACGAAGAGCAAGGAGACUGAGGACAAGGAAAUCAAAGACAAACAGAAAUCAUGUCCUGGGUUAUGUCCAGAUUCGUGCGCUCCAGCCUGCCACAGCGGUUGUUGCAGCACAGAAAAGACCGCGAUAACGAAAAACAAGCCGAUAGCGAACACUGUUCCCUCCGGAUGCACUGCAAACUGCGUGUACGAGUGCAUUCCGGGAUGCCCUCCAGCUUGCUGUUCCAAGUCAAAGCCAUCGCAAAUCUCUUCGUACGACCAGCCAAUUAGACAUUCGCCAACUACAGCCACAAUGUUCCCAUAUAGUCAACCCGUAAUAAUGCCUUAUGUUCAGUCGUCACAUAUUUACACGGAAUUUCCAGAAAUGUACGACGAGGGUAACCUGUUGACAGACAACAGUUUCCAAUCGGCAAACGCAUACACGGCCAGGCCAACAAAUACGAAUUCGUUCGAAAAUCAAAGUCCAGCAGAUUACAGUUUAUAUGCACAAAAAGAAUGCUCGCCAACUUGUUUGCGACAUUGUAGUCCGGAGUGCGCACGCUCCGACUGCUGUGAUGUGGACUAGUUGUGAAGUUGAAAGUUAUGACAGCAUCGUGCAUGUUUCUCCAAUAUAUGAAUGGGAGAAGGAGAAAUAUCAACUCUUCAUUAAAAGAUAUUCGAAAAGAAGUAUUAUUGAUUCUUCUUUAUACCGUAGACAUUAGCAAAAGCUACACUUUAAUCUUUGCUCCGUCUCGUUUGACUUUCAGUUGCAUGUUAUUUCAAGACCAUAGCUUAAAGCAGUAUCUAUUAUUACAUGAACCAUUAAGAAAAUGUGUUUGUACGGUUGGCUUGGUGUUUUGUGAAUGACAUUAACGAAAGAUCCUUUUUUUAAAAAAUACUAUUAACUCCUAUUGCGCGCUUGUACAUUUGUGAGAUUCAAAUAAAUUGGCAACGGACACUCUCCAUUGUAAA